AGUCAUGGCAAACUGAAAACAGCAGUUUUGUGUGCAUAAAACCUGUGUUGACUCACCAAGAAAAGGAAAAUUGAUGCUUGCAUUUGAACUGAGCCUCUUCCCCAACCAGACAAAGGUGUUCCGAGUGAGUCACAGAAUCCCAAACUGUGCAUGUCCUUCCAUGGCUGCAUAUAGCACCAACACCAGAGCGCUACUUGUUCUCACGUGAAACUGGGAAUUUGCAUGGGUCCAAUGCUUAGAGUUCCUCCUUAUUUGAACUCCUCUGUAUCACCUAUUUGAAACCUGGCCAUCUUUCCCUCCCACCCCAUUUGUCUUGAACAUGGCUCCUCCACACCAUCAGUCUCCCUCCCUUGUCAUGGCCUCGUUAACUUUCCUCGCCCUCCUCAACGCUUGCUUCUGUUCCAAUCCGAAACACCCCAAGCUUUCCACCUCAACAUCAAACUGGCUUCCUGCAGGAGCUACGUGGUAUGGGAGCGCUAAUGGUGCUGGAAGCGAUGGUAAGGUUCUUCUCCAUAUAAUGUUAUCCUUCGUCUACUAUUGCAGAGAGCCAUGUGUGUGAUUCCAGGAGGUGCUUGUGGCUAUGGAGGCGCGUUGGAGAAGCCUCCUUUCUCAUCCAUGAUAUCCGCGGGAGGCCCCUCGCUGUUCAAAUCGGGCAAGGGAUGUGGCGCUUGUUAUCAGGUGAAAUGCACCGAGAACGCAGCGUGUUCCGGCGAUCCAGUUACCGUGGUGAUCACGGACGAGUGCCCCGGCGGUCCAUGUCUCGAGAAGUCUGCCCAUUUCGACAUGAGCGGGACUGCGUUCGGGGCCAUGGCGUCCUCUGAUCGAGCUGACGAGCUUCGCAAUGCUGGUGUGAUGACAGUGCAGUACGCAAGAGUCCAGUGCAGCUACCCAGGCUUCGACUUGGCCUUCCGUGUCGAUGCUGGCUCAAACCCUUACUACUUCGCCGUCGUCAUAGAGUUCGAGGAAGGUGAUGGAGAUCUCGCUGCUGUGGAACUCAUGCAGGCAUCAUCAUCAACGGAUUCAUCGCAAUGGCUUUCCAUGCAGCAGUCAUGGGGUGCAGUGUGGAAAUUGAACUCAGCUUGGCAGCUGCAGGCCCCCUUUUCCAUCCGAUUGACGACGCUUUUAUCCAACCGGACGAUUGUGGCAGACGAUGUGAUCCCAUCAACUUGGCUGCCAGGGGAAACAUAUCGAUCUACCACACACUGACACCAGUAUCGAUCUUCAUUAGGAGUACGAUAUGUAACUGCUAGUAACUAAUCAUGGCUUAAUUCAUGACAAUAAAGACAAAUUUU
Messenger RNA from Musa acuminata AAA Group (dessert banana), 1292 nucleotides. RefSeq names its product expansin-B15-like. The transcript is spliced from 3 exons. The coding region runs from base 550 to 1206 and encodes 218 amino acids. Gene Ontology annotation, biological process: sexual reproduction. Lineage: Eukaryota; Viridiplantae; Streptophyta; Magnoliopsida; Zingiberales; Musaceae. The record is from RefSeq and is a predicted model, not a curated record. Gene Ontology annotation, cellular component: extracellular region.